GGGGGAGCUAAUGUUAAUGCUAAAGGUUAUGUUGGAAAGACUCCUCUCCAUAUAGCUGUAAGUGAGGGUUGUGUGCAUGGUACAAUUACUAGUGUAUAGCUGUUGCCUUUUGAAUUUUGUUUAUUAUGAUUUGAAAAAAAUUCCAGUUAAAAAAGAAAAACAUGAGAAACCACUGAGAGAAUUAACAUCUUGUGAACGUCAGCCACCCAUGGAAAAAUCGUUCAAACUCAGUAGGUGUAGAUAACUUUUAUCCAGCAGAAUUUUUGGUUUAAAAUACAGUCAUGAGUUUGCUAAAGGGAAAUGUGUUCCAAUGGAAUGUUGCGGGCUACACAUUGGGAAUAUCACUCCUUGUGAUUACCCUAAACCCUGCCAGCACCAAGAAAAUAUUUUUUUCACUUAGGAAAAAUCUCCAGCAAAAUAAAAUGUCAACAUAGUAUUUUCAAGUUACGAUCUGUAUUGACUGGUUUAACAAAAAAUGGAUAUCUGAAUGUAGCCAGAAGAAUUCUGCUUCAGUGUUUACCAAUAUGGAAACUUUUAAUGAAUUCAUUUUAUUAAACAGGCUUCCCAUGGAUAUGAAAAAUCAUCUGGAACCUUGCUGGAUCAUGGUGCUGAUGUGACAAUCACUGAUGACAAUGGUAUGUACAGCUGUGUGUGCAGAAAUCAGGGAAAUUGAGUUUCACUUGUAAUUUAAUGCAAAAUUGUCGCUUCAGUGAUUCCCUCGAGAUGUCAGACUCUCUUCUCUCAAGAUGAGAUACUUGUCUUGUCUCCGCGUGUCUGGCGAGAAAUGAAAGGAGACUGGUAACUUGCCUUUCAGCUGUACUGUGUGUAAUGGGUGGAUGUGUGACGUGGUGGGCUAAUGGUUAAUGUAAUAAUGUAUGGUACUUAGAUCUACACAAGACAUUGGUGGAUUUGAAACUUUGCCUUGCCAAUUAAUCCAAUGCUGAUGAUUAUUAUUAGUACAUGUGUAGGAGUACUGGUACUAAUAAUGUUUCUGUUUUGUUUUUUCUUUUUAUUUAGGUCUCUCACCCGUAGAUGUAGCAAGAGGAAGAAAAGUACAGACAGUGCUUAGAGGUGUGUUGAUAUACUUUGAUACAGUAUGUCAUAAAAACCUACCUUACAAGACAACAUGUAACUUCUUCUUAAAUGGACUGUUAUUUGAGAGAGCUUUAAUUUUUGUCAAUUUUUUUUCUUAUUUAUUUUCUUCUGGGCUUUCAGUGUUUGGUCAUAUAAUGGUGUUUUAUUUAUAUGUAUUCAUGAAUUUUAGUUUCAUACAGUCUGCUCCCUGGUAAAAAUUUGCUUUUUUACUUGUAGAUGCUUGGGCAGAACAAACCAAAUAUUUUAAAUCA
This is a messenger RNA of Porites evermanni, 1346 nucleotides long. The record is from the annotation of a GenBank genome assembly. NCBI's taxonomy places the organism in Eukaryota, Metazoa, Cnidaria, Anthozoa, Scleractinia, Poritidae.